Podospora pseudocomata is the source of this 2124-nucleotide messenger RNA. RefSeq lists its product as uncharacterized. The record is from RefSeq and is a predicted model, not a curated record. NCBI's taxonomy places the organism in Eukaryota, Fungi, Ascomycota, Sordariomycetes, Sordariales, Podosporaceae. The coding region runs from base 1097 to 1903 and encodes 268 amino acids. The transcript has 2 exons. Gene Ontology annotation, molecular function: peroxidase activity.
UGCACUCACGUGCUGGGUCUUAACAACACUCAUCGGUCAGCGAAAAAUUCCAACCCCGAGCUCCCUCACUGGUUCUCGGUGACCGGUCAUGUUUCUGUGCCACACAGCCUCUCAGAGGGUAGCGCUUUGGCGAACGCCUGAGCUGGCACACAGCUACACCCACAGCUGUCACUGUCAUCUAUUUUGGGACAAAGGCUGCUUGUCUAGGAAGCCACCUACCUGUCAAACGCCUGCUGGGCGUAUCACCAGCCACCGGCGCUAAUUGCCUACCUACUGCUGCGUAGUGUCUGACUGCGGACAGCACACAUAAUGAGUAAUUCAGCACCGUCCAAGGUGGUACCAUGUCUCAAUACUUCUCUCUCCAUGACAGCCAAAUAUACGACGUUCUGAACCGCCAUCAGGCGUUUCCUGCCAUAUCAGGAAACCAUAUCGUGACACGGAUAAACCUUUGUAUCCGGAUGGGGAUAUUUCAUAGACACAGACGGCCAGAUCUCGCAUGACGCAAAGUAAGACGGGAGAUUACCACUUGUGCAUAUACCACGCAGCUGAGGACCCGAGGCAACGGUUGGGAGCCUUCUAUCAGGCUUCCUCUGUCAGGGGCACCCUCCUUCGCUCAGGGGCAAACCAAUCAACAGAGCAGCAAUCCUUCAGCCUCCACGUGGUGUAAUAUCGCUUGCUGUGUUCAUGAGGCGCUGCAUGACGGCCCCCAUCCAUCCAAGACCAUACUCGGUUGCCCCGAGCAUAAGCCUGCCAUGAGGCGCGGCCGAACUAACGGGUGAUGGCGUCGUCCUCGAGGCGAAGAGGGAACAUUCCAGCAAUGGGAGCAGGCCUGGAUCACGAUGGCUUGGAUGGAUCAUGAUGGCUUGGACUUGAGGCAAAGACUCAACUGGGGAAGGGGAUGAGACGGACUCGAGUACUUAAAGGUGCCUGGGGCUCAAGCGAUUCUCCCCAUCAUCAUCACCACCACCAUCACCAUCACCAUCACCAUCACCAACAGCUUCAGGUUUUUACACUGGCAAGAUCCGCCACUUCCUGUAUGCUUAAGCCGAACGUUUGUUUCCCAGAUACCUAGCUAGUGGUCUUGCCCCUAUUCAAAAUGUUGGGCAUUCGCCUGGUAUCUCUGCUGGCCUUCACUGGCUCAGCCCUCGCAGAACUCGACUUCUCCCAGUGGAAGACUCGCCAGCCCGGCGAGCUCCGCGCUCCCUGUCCGGCCAUGAAUAGUCUUGCCAACCACGGCUUCAUCCAGCGUGAUGGCAAGAAUAUCACCGUCGAGGGCCUCACCCCUGUCCUCAAGGAGGUCUUCCAUCUCAGUCACGAGCUCGCCUUCACCGUGUCUCAGCUGGGCCUCUUUACGGCCCUUGACCCAUCCAAAGGUGUCUUUACUCUUCAAGACCUCACGGAUCGUCACAACGUCUUUGAGCACGAUGCUUCCCUGUCUCGCGAAGAUGCCAAGUUCGGCGGUGACCAGUCUGUUCUUCAUAAAGGACAGUUCCAAAAGUUCAUGGAUCACUUCAAGGGAGAAAAGUACAUCUCCUUCGAGGCCGCUGCUAAGGCCCGCUAUGCCAUGGUCCAGGACUCGCGCAAGAGAAACCCCGACUUCACCUACGACGUCACGCACCGCAUCACCAGCUACGGCGAAACCAUCAAGUACCUCCGUACCAUUGUCGAGCCCUCUACAGGGAAGUGCCCGGUUGACUGGAUCAAGAUCCUUUUUGAGCAAGAGCGUCUUCCCUACAAGGAGGGCUGGAGGCCCCCUACCAAUGAGCUCAGCGGCUUCAGUCUCGCGAGCGAGGUUUUGGAGCUGGCUUUGAUCACUCCUGAGAAACUUCCCGUCGAUGAGUGCUUGGGCAAGGGCAAGGGUAAAGGAAACUGCAAGAGACGGCGCAGCUACCUUGGUAUCUAACAGCUUGUAACAACACACCAUGUUCAUGACACAUUAGUUUCCCUUUUCACUGUACCAUAUACCUGCUUUUAAUACAUUACAAAGGACUCGCAAAUUACUCUCAUUGCCCAACUAUGUCCCGUCUGUUACCCCUUCAUUGUGAUUUCUAGCCUCCGAGACUUCGGAACACCAGCAAUAAAACUAUCCACCACCACCAUGCUCUCCGGCGUAGCAGAAGCGGC